Molecule: messenger RNA, 5128 nt
Organism: Seminavis robusta
Lineage: Eukaryota; Bacillariophyta; Bacillariophyceae; Naviculales; Naviculaceae
Source: the annotation of a GenBank genome assembly
CCUCAGAUUAGACUAAUAAGAGCUGCUUGCACUCUGUUUCACCCCCUUUUGGGUAGCACCGAGCGUGACGACGGUGGAGGCAGCUUGUUCCAAAGCGUUCAUCGUCCUCCAAUGCCGCAUGACACAGAUCUUGUGCCACAACUGCUCUCAUUCAUUCUUUUGAUAUCCUGUCGAUUGAAAGGUGUCUACUUUGACCAACGAUAGAAACACCACGGCGGGUUAAUCAAGAGAGAGAGAGAGAGAGAGAGAGAAGAGUCGAGUCAAGACACUGCCAAGCGCGAGAGAGAGAGAGAAAGACCAAGUUUUAAAAGAGAAGGGUGGUGGAAUGAAGUUUUCGGUGGGAGACCUCGUGUGGGCCCAACCCGAUGGUAGCAAGGAAGAAGAGCCUGGAUCCGUCGUCCAGUUGGACUGUGCUUACUCAGAUAAUAAUGACGAAGAAGAAGAGCUCAGCGACGGUAUCAUGGUCAAGUUCCAAGUCAGCAAUACCAAAGUGGUGCUACCCCCCAAUGCUGUGCGGCCGUUUGACACUAACGCCGACAAGAGACGCUCGACGAGAAGUCGUUCUCCCAAGUUAUCUCCGGCUGCGGCAGGUGGCAGUCGGUCCAUGGUGACUCCCUCACCACCCACCAUUGCCAUGGAUACUGCUGCUGUAACUACUAAUAAAAAGCGUGCCGCCAGAUCCUCAUCCCGAUCCAACAAAAAGACAAAGACCCAAAAGACUCCAAAGUAUCCCCAGGGGACGACUUUUAUGAAGAGUUUUGGAGAACACGGAAACUUUCAGGCCACGGUGGACAGCUUUGAUGCCGAGACGGGACUCUAUCGAUUGUCUUACGACGAUGGUGAUCAAGAGGAUAUGACAGAGCGACAAAUCACCGUGUGGAUAAACAAAGACAUUCCACAAACUAAGAAGGAGGAAGAAAAGAAGGAAGAGGACGAAGUGGAAGAUAUGGAAGAGGAGAAAAAGGAGGAAGACAUGGAAGAGGAAGAAGAUGUUGGUGUCAAGUCUCCCUAUUUUGACAAAACCAAGGAGGAGCAUGCCACGCCACAGGACUCUUCACCAGCAGCCAGUGAUCAGGAUCAGACCGAGGCAGAAAUGGUCGCUGCGGCUGUCCAGCAAUCCCUAGAUGAAAACGGCAAAGAUAACAACAACAACAAUAAGAAAGACAAGGAUGGAUCGGACAUGGAAGACGAUGAUGUCCCGGUGGCUUCCUUGAAGGAUGCCAAAAAACCAACAGCCGAGACCAAAAAGGUUGCGGCCAAAAAGAAGGCCCCUGCCAAGAAGGCUCCUGCCAAGAAGGCUCCUGCCAAGAAGGCUCCUGCCAAGAAGGCUCCUGCCAAGAAGAACGACGCGAAAUUGGAUGGCGCAAAGAUUGUAUAUCCCGUCCAUAAGAGAAAGAAAACUGCGACGAAAGUCGAAGUGUCACUCGCCCAGAUUGACAAUGAUGGCUAUGAUUCCGCGGAAGACGAUGACUAUGACCCCGCCAAACCCGGUUCGGACGUUGACGACGAAGAUCGACCCUACUUGGCAGACUAUGCUCCGUCGGGGCGGGCCACGUGCCGUCGAUGCGAUGAAACCAUUGCCAAGGGAGAACUGCGUCUCUCGCAUGUUCCUCUCUUUCGUGGCAAACCGGGAUUUCGCUGCUACCGUCAUUUGCACUGCAUGGUCUUCUCCGAAGAUAUUGUGAGGGUCGAACAGAUUGGCGGAUGGCGUGACAUUCGGCGACACAGCCGAGAGGACUUUGAACGGUUGGUGCUCCGCAUUGAGGAAUCCAAGAUUGAGGCGGAGGAAGAAGAAAAGGAACUCCAGCCGGAUGAACUGGUUCAGGUCACCUUUCAGGGUGAAACGAGGGCACCACCCAAGGGAUUGACCGCCAAUCUACUUCCGUUUCAAACCGAGGGAGUCUCGUGGAUGUAUCAUCAAGAAACCAAGAUCCCGGAACUACACGGUGGAAUACUGGCGGAUGAAAUGGGAAUGGGAAAGACCCUGCAGACGAUUACCACCAUGCUGGACAAUUGUCCGAUGCUGCAACAUAGCCUACCAGGUGCCAAGCACCCUCCCACCAUUACUGGGGAAGCAUUGGAAGCACGCAAGGCAGAGUCGGAUCUUUGGGACAAAUCCGUCCAGGAAUGGCACCAUGAAAUGGAAAUGAACAAUGUCCCCAAGAAAAUGUGGCCCAAAAAGUUCAAGGCUGCGAGGGCCGGUACAAUGGUGGUUUGUCCCGUCAUUGCCCUCUUGCAGUGGAAGACGGAACUGGAAAAGUUCACAGAGCCGGACACCUUUUCGAUUGCGAUCUAUCAUGGACCGAACAGAGCCAAGGACUUUCCAAUCCAAAAGCUCUGCAAGUAUGACGUUGUUUUGACCACGUAUCAGGUGCUCGAACAAGACUUCCGAAAGAUGGUCAGCCCCAAUAAAGUGACCUGCCCGAACUGCGGGAGCAAGUUCAAGAUUGACAAGCUUCGAAUCCAUCUCAAGUAUUUUUGUGGUGACGGGGCGCAGCGAACAGAAAAGCAGAUGCGACAGCAACGCACAGCGGAACGUCACAGCAACCGUGGGCGGGGCGCCUCCGGUGGAGGAGGACAGUCCAAAUCGCAAAAGAAAAAGUCCUUCUCCAAGACAAGCAACGAGAAGAAAAAGUCCUUCACCAAAGGCACGGACAAGAAGAAGUCUUUCGCCAAAGUCGAAAGCGACGAUGAUGAGGACAUGCCCGAACCGACGCCAACUGGGGGACGUCGUUCUCGAUCUGCGCCAAAACGAACCAAGGAGGUGGUUGGAGCGAAACAAAAGAAAAAGUUCAAGGGCGGGAAACGUGGGCAGCCCAUUCGUCCAUCAAACGACAACGAGUCAGAAAGCGAAGGCGACGAGGACAUGCCCGAAACAACACCAGCUGCUGGACGUCCGUCUCGAUCUGCAGCGGUGAAUGCGUCGAAGCGAAUGUCGGCUUCCAUGAACGAUUGGACCGCCGCUGACGCGGAGGAAGACGACGAAGAGACCAGUGCACCAGACGACAACAACGACGAUGAGGACGAGGACAAUGCCAUGUCUUACGAUGAAGAAGAUUCGGAAGGUGAAGCGGUCCCUGCCAAAAAGGUACCUGCCAAGAAAAAGGCACCACCAAAGACCAAACCCAGAGCACAACCGAAGAAGAAAGGACAACCGAAGAAGAAGGUCGAGUCGGACAGCGAUGGUUCGGAUGAUUCGAACGAUGAGUCAUCAUCAUCGGAGGAAGAAAGUCUUGCCCUGAUCAGGGCCAGAAAGAAACAGGCAGAGGCCCUCAAACGAGCCAAGAAAGGAAAUCGCGGAAAGGGCAAAGACUCGAAGAAACCACCAAUGACGAAACCGCCUCUCAAGGGAAGCAAGUCGGCCAAAGGCAAGGCAAAGGGCAAGGGCAAAAAGAAGUUUGAUGACGAAUACAGCACAGAAAGCGAUUCAUCAGAAGAGGAGGAAGAGGAGCGCGGCGAUCCUCUUGAAGCAAUCGACCUAGACGCUUUGAUGCAGGAAGCGAUGGAAGGUUCCCUGAUGAGUCUCCUGCACAGUCUUUGUUGGUGGCGAAUCGUUCUCGACGAAGCCCACAUGAUCAAGAGUCGUUCGUCCCAGACUGCGGCAGCAGCCUUCGCACUUGUUGGUAUCAAUCGUUGGGCACUGAGUGGCACACCGUUGCAGAAUAGGGUGGGGGAACUAUACUCGUUGAUUCGGUUCAUCCGGAUCGAUCCAAUGGCUCAUUACUUCUGCCGGUCAAAGGAUUGUGGCUGCAAGAGCAUCCACUAUCGAAUCAAGGACGGCAUGUGUCAAGAUUGUGGGCAUCGCGGGUUCCAGCACUACUCUCAUUUCAACAAGCAUGUCCUGAACCCGAUUCAAAGGGAUGGUUACAGCGGUGACGGUCGACGCGCUAUGUUCAAGCUCAAGAACGAGGUGCUCGACAAGUGCUUGCUUCGUCGUACCAAAGAGACACGGGCUGAGGAUAUGAAUCUGCCGCCUCGAAUUGUGACCAUUCGGACAAUCAAUCUCCAUCCAAUUGAAAAGGACUUCUAUGACGCGCUGUACACGCAGACAAAGAGCGCCUUCAGUGAUUAUGUCGCUCAGGGCACGCUUCUCAACAAUUACGCGCACAUCUUUGAUUUGCUGACUCGUAUGAGGCAAGCCGUCGACCACCCUUACCUCAUUGUGUAUUCCAAGCGCAACUGUGAAAGAGCCUCCAAUAGUGGCGAUUCCAGCCAGCCUCUCGUUGCCAACGGGUCAACCGACUGUGACAUCUGUCAUGAGCUCCCAACUGGUCGCGUUGUCAGCACUUGCUGUGGUGCCGCAUUCUGCAGAAGUUGUGUUCUCGAGUAUGUGUCGACUGCAGUCGGUGGCACAGAUGACGAGACUCCUUGCCCGAGCUGCCGUGCUGGGUUUAGUAUUGACCUGAAUCAGGCGGAUCAAGAUAUCCAAGAAAACGCCGCAGCCACCAGGAGCAAGGAGCCUAGCGGAGGCACAAAGAAAGCCAAGGAAUCCAGCGCGUCAACGACCGAGUUGGGGCCCUCACUGAAAGAUUUGCGGCAUGUCAACACUGGGUCGGUGCUUCGUCGAAUCAACUUGGCCGAGUUUGCCACAUCCACGAAAAUUGAAGCCCUUGUGCAAGAACUUGUUCAGAUGCGAAAGGCCCGGCCGGGCUCCAAAGCUCUUGUAUUCAGCCAAUUUGUCAACAUGCUGGACUUGAUUCGGUGGAGGCUGCACACGGAUCCGUGCUUGGCCGAAAUGGGACUUGGCGUCAGGAUUCUCCAUGGCAGCAUGGAUGUGAAAGCUCGCGAUGCUGCCCUCAGAGACUUUCGCGAAGAUGGCAGUGUACGCGUUCUCUUGAUGUCUCUGAAGUCGGGAGGUGUGGCCCUCAACUUGACUGUUGCCUCUGAAGUUUUCCUCGUUGACAAUUGGUGGAAUCCGGCUGCCGAAAUGCAGGCCAUAGACCGCACCCAUCGCUUGGGGCAGCACCGGUGCAUUAGAGCGGUGCGAUUCAUUGCAGAAGGCACCGUAGAAGAGCGCGUGCUCCAGCUCCAGGAGAAGAAGAGGCUGGUCUUUGAUGGCACCGUGGGACGAGAUGCUGGCUCCUUGAAGAUGUUGACCGCAGAAGACAUGAAAUGUCUUUUUGCUUAA